UUACAAUACAUAGCUGCUGCGCCUCCGCGAAGCAGCUGGGGUACUAUGAUGAACCCCUUCGUCGCUGUUUCUGUCUCUGCCGGCAUGGCUAUUGAAGAAGCUUCAUCGCCGACUAUCACCGCCUGGGAUACCUCACCAGAACAGUCAGAGCUACCAAAGCUUACACAGAGCACCAAAACAUCUCACAGCUGUAAUAAUAUCUUUUGUUUUCCGAUAUCACCCUGGCCAGAAUCGGAAGCUCAGCCAACAUCAACAUCAACACCAAUCUCAGCUGUAAGUGCGAGUGCCUGUUUACAGAGUCGCCCUUCAGGCCAGACUGGAUCCGCCAUGAAGUUCAAUUUCACAGACACAUGCGAUGGUGCCUCGGAUAUGGCGGAGGAUUGCCGAGUAACGCUGGACUGCGACGCGUCGCAAGGUCUAUAUCCGACAUGCGAGCGCGGGGAGUGCAAAUGCUUGGCCAUGGCAUGUUUUCGAAGGUCAACGUGCUUGGCCUAUCGCCAGUGCCGCGAAUUCGACGACCACGCCUGUAUAAAGGAGAGACAUCAUAAUAGCACCGAUGGCUUGGGCACCUGUGGUGGGACCUUCUCCGUAUACCCGGUGGCGUGCGCCAUGGCAGCUUUCCCAGACAUUCUGAGCAUCCGAAUGGUUGUGAGUAUGAAGAGACGAAUUCCUUGGUCAGUUACCCAGUUGCAGCGCCCCCCCAUCUCUUUGUAUAUAAAGGACUGUGAGUCGUCUCGAUUUCAGCCUACCGAUUUUUUAGAACUAAAUCUAUAAUCUCACCAUUACAACUACUAUUAAAUAUUUUAAUCUCUUUCUAAUAAAACUACCUUUUCAAAAUGUCUUGGCGUGGCGACGACAAC
Trichoderma asperellum CBS 433.97 is the source of this 860-nucleotide messenger RNA. The record is from RefSeq and is a predicted model, not a curated record. NCBI's taxonomy places the organism in Eukaryota, Fungi, Ascomycota, Sordariomycetes, Hypocreales, Hypocreaceae.